Messenger RNA from Naumovozyma castellii, 2628 nucleotides. RefSeq names its product ubiquitin-specific protease UBP10 (gene UBP10). The record is from RefSeq and is a predicted model, not a curated record. The transcript has a single exon. The coding region runs from base 1 to 2628 and encodes 875 amino acids. Lineage: Eukaryota; Fungi; Ascomycota; Saccharomycetes; Saccharomycetales; Saccharomycetaceae.
AUGUCCGCACAAAACUCAAUUAAACCAUUAGUCGACCGAAUUCUAUCAAACCCACUUCAAUUCACGAAGGAGUCCAAGAAACCAUCUAAUAUUAGUAAUAACUCUGAUCCAUCCAAGAACUCAUCGUACAUCAUGAUUGGCAACAAAGAUAAUACAGUUGCCACUACUUCAGCUGCACCAACCACUACAACAAGUGAGGUAAAUAAUUCUAAAGAUAUUAUUAAACAGGAAACUAGAAAGCAAAAUAAACCAAAUUCAAUGGCAGAGGCAAUUGCAUUAUAUACUGCUCAAUCUCAAAUCAGUAGUGCCUCCAGUUCGAAGAAGGAACAGAAAAACUCCGAACCUACUACAUCUUCUUCUUCUUCUUCCACUAAUUCUACUUCAUCUUCGUCAGGGGAGGAUAAUGAAGAAGUAUUCCAUGACGUUAACCAGAAUCCCGCUGAUCUAGCUCCAGAUUCUAGCCCUUCAGACUCAGACUCAGAUUCUUCUUCUUCGGAAUUAAGUUCCUUUUCUAGUUCCGAUGACGAAGGCCAUCCAGUCGAUCUCCCUAUAUCUGAUUCUGAUUCUGAAUCCAAAUCUGACUCAGAAGAAUUAGGAAUCCCAUUAUAUGAGGAAGAAACUGAAAAAAAUAACAAUAGUAAUGAUCCAAGUUCAAGCAGUGAAAGUUACGGUGACGAAGAAGACUUGGGUGUUCCUCUAAAUGAUAAUGAUGAAGAAGAUCUCGGAAUACCAAUCGAGAUACAAACAAAGAAACAAGACACUACAAAUGCUGAUGAUGAUAUACCUUCCUCCAUUAACACUGACACGGAAACAGAAUCUAAUGAUGAGGAUUUCCAUUCACAAUCUAAUGAUGAUGACGAGGGUGAUGAGGAUUUUGACAUGAAUGGUGAUGAUAUAUCUGAUUCUGAAAAGAUAGGGUUACAAAGGGAAGCCAUGGACCAUCAAAAUUUUUUACAAAACGGGAAGGAACCCUUAAGCGCGGAAGUUGACAGCGAUGAAGAUAUUUACCAGGACGAAGACGAAGACGUCCUCGAAGAUGACUCCGAAGAAGAACUAAAACAUAAAAAAUCUUCUAUAACAAAUGAAUCUGUAUCAGCCCCAGCUCCAGCACCAGAACAAUUUUACCAAUUUAAUGAAACCAUUGCUGAUCAAGGCUCAAAUUUACCUUCUCGAAUUAUUAAAAACUGGGGCCCCGAAUUCGCUAAUAGGAAACCAAAAGGGUUACUAAAUCACGGUGUCACUUGCUAUACUAAUGCUGCUGUCCAAGCUAUGUUACAUAUUCCUGCCAUUCAACAUUAUUUGUUCGAUAUACUAAGAGGUAAAUAUAAGGAAACAAUAUCACCAAAAUCUGUCUCUGUCAUGUUAGCUGAAACAAGUUUAAGAAUGUGGGCUUUACAAGAUAAGAAGAAGAAAAAUUUAGGUUAUAUUAACCCCAAGAAGUUAAUUGCUAGUCUUGAAACUAUUAAUUGUAUGAUGAGUGAAUGGCAACAAGAAGAUUCACACGAAUAUUUUAUGUCAUUGAUGUCACGUUUACAGGAAGAUUCCGUCCCGCCAGGACAUAAGAUGACAGAAUCUAUGAUUUAUGAUAUCUUUGGUGGUCUAUUAAAGCAAAUUGUCACUUGUAAAUCUUGUGGUGGUGUUUCCACAACAGAACAACCAUUUUAUGAUUUAUCAUUACAUCUUAAGGGUAAGAAAAACACAACAACAGUAACAGAUGCUGAUGGAAAUGAAAAGACACAACAUGAGAGUAAGGAUAACAACGACGAUGCCUCCCAACUUUCUAAAAGAUUUUCCAUUGAAAAAUCAAUUAAGGAUUUUUUCAAUCCCGAAUUAAUUAGAGUCGACAAAGAAAAGAAAGGUUACGUUUGUGAAAAGUGUCAUAAGACAACUAAUGCCACGAAACGAAGUAGUAUAUUACGUGCUCCAGAGACUUUACUUGUGCAUUUAAAGAAAUUCAGAUUUAAUGGAACCACCUCAUCAAAAAUGAAACAAGCCGUAUCAUACCCAAUGUAUCUUGAUAUGACUGAGUAUUGUGAAACACCAAGUGGAACCAAACAACUUCCGGUGAAAUAUGAGUUAUUAAGUGUCGUCGUUCACGAAGGUCGUUCUUUAUCGUCUGGUCAUUACAUUGCACAUUGUAGACAGCCUGAUGGUUCAUGGGCCACCUAUGAUGAUGAGUAUAUUAACAAGAUUUCAGAAUUGAAUGUCUUAAAGGAAGCAAAUGCAUAUUACCUUCUAUAUACAAGGCUUACUCCAAGAUCGAUUGUUUUGAAAAAUAACUUACCUAAGAAUAGUAAAAUUGGCAUUCCAAUACAGAGAAUCAGUACGCCACUUUCCACAUCUAAUGAAUCUGCUGAUAAUUUGAGCAUCCAAAAAAAGAAUAAAAGCAAAAAAGCAUUAUCAAACAACGAAUCAUCCAGGGAUAACCCGCAAAAUAAGAAAAACAGUAGAAAUGAUAGAAAUAUAAUCUCUAAGAAUGGUAAAAGAAAUAAUAAUAAAAGUAAUAGCAAAUCCAAUUCAAAUGGCAAGAAUACUAAUAAUAAUAAUACCAAAAGAGACGCAUCAAACAAUAACAGCAAUAACAAAAAUUGGAAGAAAAAUAAGAAAAGAAGAUUUAACAAGUAUUAA